Penicillium salamii is the source of this 909-nucleotide messenger RNA. Lineage: Eukaryota; Fungi; Ascomycota; Eurotiomycetes; Eurotiales; Aspergillaceae. The record is from the annotation of a GenBank genome assembly.
AUGCGAUACCAGCAUCCUGAUCUACAGGAGAUCACAACAUUUCUUCAGGACUUCGGAAUGUCUGUGGUCAAGCAGACAGACGAUGAGGUUUGGUAUAGAGGGUACGGUGUAGACCAAUAUGUCUACUAUGCCAAGAAAGGAGCAAAGAAAUUCCUAGGUGGAGCGUUUGAGGUUGAAUCUUACCAAGAUCUUGAAAGAGCGACUCAACUUCCCACUGCUGGGAAAACCGAGGAAAUUGCGAGUGCUCCUGGCGGAGGUUACAUGGUGACCUUGACCGACCCCGAGGGUUUUCCGAUGAACUUGAUCUUCGGGCAAACACCGGCCUCUGCUGGCCCUUAUCCCGAUAUUCUUGAAGUCAACUAUGAGAUUGAGAAGCCACGCGUCCGACGAUUCCAGAGGUUUGAACCGGGACCAGCUGCAGUACAUAAGCUCGGUCAUUACGGUGUAUGCACCACAGACUUUGAGUCCCUGGUCAAAUUUUACACAACGAAUUUCAACAUCGUCCCAACAGACUUCCUCUACGUCGAGGUGGAAGGGAAGAAAAAAAACGUUGCUCUGUUUGCCCAUAUCGACAGAGGCAGCGACCACGUUGACCAUCAUUCUUUCUUCAUGAGCUCGAAUCCAACGAGUCACGUCCACCACUGCUCCUUCGAGGUCCACGACUUCGACACACAGAAACUCGGCCAUCAGUGGCUCGCCAAGAAGGACUACAAGUCUGUCUGGGGAGUUGGUAGGCACAUUCUUGGGUCGCAAAUCUUUGAUUAUUGGUGGGAUACAACCGGAAACAUGAUUGAGCAUUACGCAGACGGGGAUUUGGUGAAUGAUCAGACUCCCAUUGGAUAUGGACCAGCGGGCCAUGAAUCUUUGGCGGUCUGGGGUCCUGAGGUCCCAUCGUGGUUCUUGCAGUGA